Messenger RNA from Glycine soja, 390 nucleotides. Its product is annotated as branchpoint-bridging protein-like. The coding region runs from base 1 to 390 and encodes 129 amino acids. The record is from RefSeq and is a predicted model, not a curated record. Lineage: Eukaryota; Viridiplantae; Streptophyta; Magnoliopsida; Fabales; Fabaceae. The transcript has a single exon.
AUGCACAUCCUGCGAGAGUUGGCUCAGAACAGGCCAAUCAUACCUCUGGAGUAUUUUCUUGAGAAAGUAGCCUGGCCUGAAGCUCAACUUCCAUUGGUGAGACCCAAUGAGGCUGCUCCUCCUGAGCCCGCACCAACACGGGUUGAACCAAUGCCAAUUGAGCCACGAACUCCAAUGGUGAAUCCACCUCCUUCUCCUGAGCUUGAAGUAGUUCCCCCAUCUCCACCUCUAAUUCUCAUCUUCGAUGCAUCAUUAGAUGAAGCUGCUGCCCCUCCUGAUUCACCAGCUGGAGAAACAGCUGACCCCCCUGCUUCCCUAGUUGGAGGAAUUGCUGAUCUUUCUGGUUCGUCAUCUGGAGAAGUUGUUGCUCUCACUGAUUCCCCAAUUUAG